AAGUACUUUGGGGUUGGGCAUGAAGAUGUAAUAAACUUUAAACUGAAAAAUCUUUUUAUGAAAGGGAUAGAUAUCGUAAAGCAAGGUAAAUCCCAGCUUCUCAAAUUCAUCGGAGAGAAGAUAAUGAGAGAGGCUAUGAAUAUAAAUAAUACACGCCCAAUUGAUAAAAUUGUUAAAGAUACUCUUAGAGAAGCAGGAAACAAGAAAUGGGAUUUCAAUGAAUUUAUUGUGAUAGGGACAUGA
Molecule: messenger RNA, 243 nt
Organism: Funneliformis geosporum
Lineage: Eukaryota; Fungi; Glomeromycota; Glomeromycetes; Glomerales; Glomeraceae
Source: the annotation of a GenBank genome assembly